AUGGACGACCAACAUAGCGAAGACUCACACAGCAGUGAGCAAGCGUCGUGUGCAUGCUGUUUUGAUUUGGAUCCUGUUCUCGUAUCACCAGGAGUUUCCAACGAUGUGGUGGUCGAUCAAAGAGAACUCGUGGUGUUGGUACGCCGGGAAAUUGAACAAUUCAAGACCGCGGCAGAAGUUGGCUGCGAUGCCUGUUCUUUCAUACUCAAAACCCUCGAGUCUCCUGACUUUCAUGCGGAGACAGAAGAGGAGAUCAUUCACCUCAGACUUCCGAUUGGUCAAGGCAAUCCUGAGAUAUUGCUAGGCUCAUCUCAUGCAGAGACACGGAUCUUUGUGCAGAUGUAUACUGAUAACUCUCAAGGAGAACCGUGGAAGCAUGUGCAGCCUUUUCCGGAGAUAUGCGAAGAUCAUUUGUCGGCCCAAGGCUUAGGCUUCAUAAAUGCUUGCUUAAGAACGUGUCUGGAAAGCCAUGAGCAUUGUAGUCAGAAUAUUCCGACUUUACCAACACGUGUCAUCGAUAUUAGCUCCGUUGAACAGGGUUAUGUACGGCUUGUUGAAGCAGAAGAUACCGAGCAUGGAAAAUACACGGCGCUCAGCUAUUGUUGGGGCAGUCAAGCUUCUGUCAAGACUGAAAUCGAGAACAUAGAGAUUAUGAAAUCCGGAAUUGCGGUCAAGGACCUCCCGGCAGCGUAUCAGGAUGCAAUUGCACUCACUCGAGAGCUUGGUAUAGGAUUCAUAUGGAUAGAUGCAUUAUGCAUCAUUCAAAAUUCCCAGGAGGACUGGGAAAGAGAGUGUUCCAAGAUGGCAGAAACAUAUGCUAAUGCCUACCUUACGAUUGCUGCUGCAUCCUCUGCAUCAGUGAUGGAGCAUUUUCUGCGACCGGAUCUCAAGUCGCCACCGCAUACCACGCAAGAACCGCGGGUAAUUCAUAGAGAAUCCAUGCAAAGUGCAAAAGGACCAGUAUUGCUCAAGGCGAGGACCAUGUGGCCAACCGGAGCCCAUUGGAAGUGGCGGGAUGGGGCUGAUGAGCAACGCCAUGUCGAGCCUCUUAGCACGCGAGGCUGGACCUUGCAGGAGAAAGUUCUCUCAACCAGACUUCUCUCUGUAUCCGCAAUGGAAAUGGUAUGGACGUGCAAGGAACGAAUCUUCUGCGAAUGUGGCUCUCUGUUGAAUUACCAUCGUGAGUUUGGCCAGACGCCACUUAGCCAGAUUUCGAAACCUCAUGAAGCGUUCAAUUUCUGGCACAAGGUGGUUGAGAACUACUCGAAAAGAAAGUUAACGCAGGUCGGGGAUAAACUUCCGGCGAUAUCUGCCAUAGCUGCCAUUAUACAACACAGAACAGGCUCGGACUAUGUUGCUGGACUGUGGCGAGAUAAUGUCGAUCAAGAGCUACUAUGGUAUCGACCAGCAUUGAGCCCAGUUGGAACUGCCAACUCAUCAUACACAUCGCCGAGCUUUAGUUGGGCUUCCAUCACUGGAGAAGUCGACUACUUGUGUUUCAGAAACGGAAAAUACCCCUACGAAAAGACUUCCCAGGUCCUUGAGCUCACUUCAUCUACUGGCCCCGGCGCACCUCUAGGAAGAGUGAGCAGCAGCAAGCUCGUUAUCCGAGGGCCAUUGGCCAUGGGCUAUGUCGAGCGACAGCCGCAACACUCAAUAUCGAUACGCAUGGGAAAGAAACUCCUGUGGUUCUGCGUAAACCUGGGAAGCGUGCUGAUGUGGUUUCACCCAGACACUGCACUAUCCAAGACUGUGACUGUUUCGGAUGGCGUACCGGAGACUUCAUCAUGCAGAUGGUCCCGUGCACAUAACGGGGGAGAUCUGCUAGAGGAGUUGGAGAGCCUAGACCAAAAGCAGCCUAUCGGGCAUGCACACCACCAUCUAACCGACAGCAGGGAGGGGGAUUCAGGGAUUCGCUGUUGGGUAAUGAGACUUGGAGGGUACCAUUUACGAGAUGGAGAAAUGGAUUAUGAAUAUCUUGUGCUGGGUAGAUCGCCGUCGCAGCCAGAAUUUUUUGAGAGACUUGGAUUAGGGAUGAUGAUGAGUGACGAUGAUGCGGCGGACAAGAUAUUUGCGCAGGAAAAGGCGGCGACUAUAACGAUAGUGUAG
Messenger RNA from Fusarium sp. VM40, 2109 nucleotides. NCBI's taxonomy places the organism in Eukaryota, Fungi, Ascomycota, Sordariomycetes, Hypocreales, Nectriaceae. The record is from the annotation of a GenBank genome assembly.